Messenger RNA from Mercurialis annua (annual mercury), 1169 nucleotides. RefSeq lists its product as uncharacterized. Gene Ontology annotation, molecular function: DNA binding; DNA-binding transcription factor activity. NCBI's taxonomy places the organism in Eukaryota, Viridiplantae, Streptophyta, Magnoliopsida, Malpighiales, Euphorbiaceae. The record is from RefSeq and is a predicted model, not a curated record. Bases 61 to 1122 code for a protein of 353 amino acids. The transcript has 4 exons. Gene Ontology annotation, biological process: regulation of DNA-templated transcription.
AAUAUCAAAUUAAUCUGAAAUUUCCAUUUUGCUAAUUCCGUUUGUGGCAAAAGUCUUCCGAUGGGAAAAAACGAUCACGAUCGCUGUCCGUUUUUAUUUCCCUCAGCCAUCUAUGCCUCUCCAUCUUCUUCUCCGUCGUCAACAACAUCACCUCCGUCAUCGCCACCGCCAACUUAUUCCAGCAGUACUCAUUCUUCUACUCGUCAAUCUUCUUCUUCGCUGAGUAUUACGUCUCCUUUCACAUAUCCUUCAACUGCACAAUUUUCUUCAACGGCCGACGACGGCGCAAAUCUUAAUCGGGAUGAAAUUAUGGUUGAUGGAGCCACCGAUACCAUCAAUUUUCUGCAGGAACCAAUUGAAGAAGCAAAGAGAAGAUAUAGAGGAGUAAGACAGAGACCAUGGGGCAAAUGGGCAGCUGAAAUAAGAGAUCCUGUGAAGGCAGCUAGGGUUUGGUUAGGCACUUUUGACGCAGCUGAAGAAGCAGCAAGAGCUUAUGAUGAAGCCGCCCUUAGAUUUAGAGGCAGCAAAGCUAAGCUAAAUUUCCCUGAAAAUGUCAAUCUCAGGCCGGCUACUACUUCCAUUCCAAUGGCUACUCAGUGGGCCAUUUCUGAUUCUUCAUGUACCCGUUUUUCUGUUCCGGAUUCUACUCGGCCAAUAAUUCACUCUCAUCAAGGUGAUCAUGGCCGUAUGCAGGAUCCCGGGAGAGGCGUUGAUGAUAAAGAAAAGGGAGAUGCGAGUUUGCCUUAUUUCCCUUCUGAGGAUCCCCACAAGUUUGCCAUUGUUGAUAAGGUUUUUGGUGCUGCCAAUGUCAGCAAAAUGUUGCAGGAGGUACCAAUACAUCAAAGGGAAGAUGCAGUGAGUAGUUUGGUGUAUGAAGCAAAUGCAAGGGUAAGAGACCCAGUUUAUGGAUGUGUUGGAGCAAUAUCUCUUCUGCAAAAUCAGGUAUCACAGCUUCAAAUGGCGCUAGCAGUGGCUCAAGCAGAGAUAUUAUGCAUUCAGAUGCAGAGUAAUCAGCCUCCACUACCCAAGAAUGAUAAAACAGAUGAUGACAAGUCAUCAUUUCUUAAUGAUCAUCAGAUUAGUCUCCCUCAUUCUCAUCAGUACCUUAAUUUCCUCUUCUAGCAUUGUACAUUAUUUCUUAAUCAAGAUGACUUUAUUGGCUACCUAAA